Daphnia magna is the source of this 1266-nucleotide messenger RNA. RefSeq lists its product as uncharacterized. The transcript has a single exon. The coding region runs from base 1 to 1266 and encodes 421 amino acids. The record is from RefSeq and is a predicted model, not a curated record. NCBI's taxonomy places the organism in Eukaryota, Metazoa, Arthropoda, Branchiopoda, Diplostraca, Daphniidae.
AUGUCACUUUCACUAUCACCAAGUGCGUCUACUGGUGGCAACUACACCUGUAAAUUGUAUUUUGAUCCUGGUGCCGAUCAAUCUGACACAGGUGGUUAUUGGAUUACGGAUGACCAACUUCGAAACAAAUUGGUAAACUUGAUCGACACGGAUGAAGAGAUAAAAAAAGCGUCCAUCUACAGCAAUCCGCUCUCUUCGUGGCAGUUGAUAGACGCAAUGUUUUAUCACGCGUUUGUCGUAAUGGAAACGAACGAUUGGUGGUGGUCGAUCGAGAAAAACACCAAAGGCAUCACGAUUCAACGUUCGAAGAAACUAGAGAGCGUUCGUGACAUGUACCAAAGGAAAAUACGAACGACUGAUUCGACAUCGUUGACAAGCAUCAAAGAGAAUAAAACAACUGAGGGCGGGAAGACAACAAUCUGCGAAUUAAUCAUUUACAUUUGGAGGAAAGAUUGUUUAAACGAUGUUUACCAUCUUCUUGAUGAGAACUGUCAAAAAUUUGCUGAUACGGUUUUUAAUCGCAUUAAAUUAAAGUGCGAUGAUCAAGUUUAUUUUGAUGAAGCUGCCGAUCAACCCCGAUAUUCAGCAAGUAGUUGCUACAUGAGCGUGGAUAAAUUGUUUUGUAAAGUGCAACGUUUAAGCGCUUCAGAGACUUUAUCUCAGGUUCAGCUUUAUACUGCGGCACGACUAAAAUGCGUUAUUUUAGCAGCCAUUAUUAUAACGGCUGUGGUUGGGCUUAGUACCUUACCGUUUUCUAUAGUACAGGAAAUUUUCCAAUCGGAUAUUUUCUUCAAAACAUUAAUGUUUUUCUUUAUAGUUCUACCUGUAUAUAUAUUUUCUGCGUAUGUCGUGAUGUGUUCCAUCUUAGAACGUAUUGGAUUGCUUUCCCAUCAUUCCUUUGUCAUUUUUAAAACGAACGUGGAAACUUACUGGUCGUUUGAGCGAUUUCCAACGCAUUACGUCAUCCAUCGAGCCAGCAAUAAAGACAUCCUUUUGAAAGAGUGCAAGCGGACUUCACAACACUUCUGGAUCUUCAAACCAAAAUUGCACAAGGAAGCACUUGCCGUGAAGCGGGGUACAAUCGCAAUAUUGGAAUUGAUCUGGAAGAAGGAUAACCUAAACUCUGAACGCAACUUACCGAUAGAAGAUUGCGGACAAUUAGCAUCUAUUAUCUACGAGAAUUUCAAACGAAACGAGGAACCUAUUUUUCCUGAUUGGCUGAUUAUAUUUAUUAUAUAUAUUUGUAUAUCAUACAUAUAUAUAUGA